Molecule: messenger RNA, 1297 nt
Organism: Salvelinus sp. IW2-2015
Lineage: Eukaryota; Metazoa; Chordata; Actinopteri; Salmoniformes; Salmonidae
Product: zinc finger protein 91-like
Biological process (GO): regulation of transcription by RNA polymerase II
Molecular function (GO): RNA polymerase II cis-regulatory region sequence-specific DNA binding; DNA-binding transcription factor activity
Source: RefSeq, a predicted model, not a curated record
UAGAACACGGAAGUAAGAUUAGAAACGAGUUUGUUUUGGCAAUAAUUUAGUGGAGUAAAAAUAAGACAUACUGACUGAACUGAAUAGACGACCCAACUCUCAUUCGACUGAAAUGUCUAAACUACAGUUGUUGCGUUUGUUUUUAAAUGAGCGCUUAACGGCGGCUGCUGUGGAGAUUUUCGGGGCAGUUGAGAAAACGGUAGAGGAGUACCAGGAGGAGAAUGAUCGGCUACGGAGACUGCUGCGGAAUCGAAUCACACCGGAGAUAAAACUAUGUAGAAUAGACUCCCUGCAGCUCUCUGUCUCUGAAGAGGAGGUUACCCCUGAGCAGCAGCACUGUGAGCAGGAGUGGAGCCCCAGCCUGGGGCAGGAGGACCCAGAGCCCACAYUGAUUAUAGACGAAGAGGAGGAACUCAGGACCAGUCAGGAGGAAGAACAGCUUCAAGGGCUGGAGCCUGAUAUAGAAUUCAUAUUCACUCCUUCCUGUGUGAAAAGUGAAUGUGAUCAGGAGGACCCACUUUGGUCCUUGACUCUUCCCCAAACCCAGACUGUGGAGAACAGAGAGAGUCACUCUAAACCAGUGGAUCUCAAAGCUUUUGGCACUGUGACCCACUUAAAGGGUCUCGACAUUCCCUGUGACCUUCCAUAUAAUCGUAACAAUGCCUCCAGCCACAGCUCAGCCGUAAGCAGCGACCCAGUAGGGCUUGACAUCAGACCACCAUUUGAUCCCAACGCACCAAUGGGGGAACCCUGCAUCUGCCCCUUUUGUGGCAAGACCUUCAAACAAAAGGGAAAUCUGUCCAUGCACAUGAAGAUUCACACAGGGGAGAAACCUUUCAGCUGCGGUGACUGUGGGAAACGCUUCAAUCGCAAGGAGCACUUAACCAGACAUAUACGCAUUCACAGAGGAGAGAAACCAUUCAGCUGUCAUUUUUGCUGUAAAAGCUUCAAUCAGAAAGGGGACCUAAGGAGACACAUACUGACUCACACRGGAGAGAAACCAUUUAGCUGUGGUGACUGCGGUAAAGGCUUCAUUCGCAAGGAACACCUAAUUGCACAUAUACGGACUCACACAGGAGAAGUGUCGGUGUCAAGCAGAGCCUAACCAUGCAUAAACUGGCAAAUAGAUCUCUGAUGGAUUUACUGUCGUAAAACAUUGUAUGUAAAURAAGUUUGAUUUGAAUGAUGAGGUAAUGAUCAAACUAGGGGUGCACCGAUAUGAGAUUUUUGGCCGAUACCGAUAACCGAUAUUACAUUUUUUUGCGGACUUUUAAGCAUUCUAGUACAGUUAAAGAGU